Malus domestica (apple) is the source of this 880-nucleotide messenger RNA. RefSeq lists its product as uncharacterized. Lineage: Eukaryota; Viridiplantae; Streptophyta; Magnoliopsida; Rosales; Rosaceae. The record is from RefSeq and is a predicted model, not a curated record.
AGCAUCCAAACCCAAUAUCGACUCUUUUCAAGACAUAGCUUCUUUAUCUCGCGACCAAGAACUGAUAACUAUCUGAGGUCCCGUUCGUGGAGUAGGAGAAAAUUAAGAAGUGAAGCAUAUAUGUUGAAAUUCUUUAGUCUGCGGGGACUGCCAUGGGGGUCUAGCACAGAUGGGGAAGAAAAGGUUGAGCUAACUGCUGUAGAACUAGAAUCACUUCGAUCGGAUCUUGCUGAUUUAGAAGAGAAGGAAGCGCACUUGAAAGCUCAAUUGGAACACGUUGAUGAAAUUUUGCGAUCUGCUCGUCUCUCUGGCUAUCUGUACAUCCGAACUAGGUGGAAACCACUACCAGGGGAACCUCCCCCCCUUGAUGAUACUGACGUUGAUGACUGGCUUCCUCGCUUUGUUGUUUUGCAAGGGCCGUGCAUUUUCUUCUACCUGUUUUCCACGGAUUUGAGUCCUCAAGACUCCACCCUAUUAGCUGAUAUUGUUGAAGUAAGCCCCUUGCCCAGCUUUACACGAGACGAUGAAGGAACUCGAACUGCGUUUUGUAUCUUAACUCGUCAAGGACUGCGAUUCGAGUGCUCAAGCGCUUCUAAGGCGCAGGUGGACUCUUGGUUGUCAGCGUUACGAACGGACUGCAAAUUGGAGGGUUCAGACGCCACAGAUCCAAAGGACUUGUGAGAUGCAAAAUUAUACAGUUUAGGAGCAGCAAGUUGUAGAUAGGUAGAAAUGUAAAACCCAUACUUACAUUAGUUCAUCUGACUCUGAUGUUAUAAAAUUGGUUCAUAUUUUCUGACGUACUUACGAUAUAAGAAUUAGUAACGGAAUCUAAUUGAAGCAGCAAUGUUAUUACUGAUAUUGGAUGCCCGUAUUCUUCUUC